AUGAGCUCAAACUCUUCAAUAGGAAGUGAUCUAGACUCAAAUUUAAGUAAUGUAACCACAUCCUUACAAUCAUUACCAUUACCAAAAAAUGAACAUUCAAACUCAAACACGAAUGAUAGACUAACAACUGCACAAACCGUACCCAUUUCAAGACAACGAACAAACAUAUCGAACAUUUCCGCUGCAAGAACAGUCACUAGAACAGUCACUAACAUUUGGAAAGCUGUACAGGAUGAUAAUUUACAAACUUCCCAAACUGAAAAUGAUUUAAAUCAUAUAUUAGUAUCUAAAUUCGACAUUGGUGAUGCAUUAAGGUUAGAACAUAAUGGAGAAGGGGAAGAGGGAGAAGAUGCAGUACAUUCGUUCCAAUCUACUGCUACUUCUUUGAAAGAUUUAGAAUCUCGUAUUCACACUCCUCGUCCUCAUCAUGAUGAUAAUAAUACUUCUUCUAAGGCUAAUAUAGCGGAAAUGAUACAGAGGCGGAAAUCUGAAGGUCAAGAACAAGAACAAGAACAAGAACAAGAACAGGAGCAAGGAACGGAAGAAGAAAGUGAAGAAGGGGAGACGAUAAAGAGAGUAUUUACGAAUAAAGAAAGUGGUAACGUCGAUUUACCACCAGAUGGUGGCUACGGUUGGGUAGUGGUAGUGGCAGUUACUGUAAUUUUCUUAAAUAGUUGGGGUUGUAAUUCUGCAUUCGGUAUAUUUUUAAGUUUUUAUUUAUCGAACGGGACAUAUGCUGGUGCUUCGAAAUAUGACUAUGCUUUAGUUACUGGUCUCAGUGUCUUCAUCGGUCAAGGGUUUUGUCCCUUUGUUAUGGUUAUCGCUAAAGUAAUUGGGAAUAAACCAACUAUGAUCAUUGGUAAUUUAUGUAUGUUAGCAGGGUUUCUUUUAGCAAGUUUUGCUACUAAAUUAUGGCAAUUAUAUUGUACACAAGGUGUAUUGAUUGGGUUUGGGAUAUCGUUGAUGUUUACUCCAGCAACGACUGUUUUACCUGGUUGGUUUUUAAAGAAAAGAGGUGUAUCUCAAGGUAUCUCCUUGAUGGGUACUGGUAUGGGAGGUGUCAUUUAUAGUUUAGCUUCUAAUAAAAUGAUUCAUGACCGUGGAGAUACACAUUGGUGUCUUAGGAUGUUAGCGAUUACAUGUGUCACGUCAAGUUUUAUUGCCAUUGCACUAAUUAAAGAACAUAACCCUAUUAAACCGCUAGGUCUCAAAUCGUGGGCUCCGAUUAAAAAUACGUUUUCUAUGAUAUUAUCAAUUAAGAUCGUUACAAGGAAACCAUUUGUCCCCCUGAUUGCAAUUUGGUUCACAUUUGCAUUAUUUGGUUAUAACUUAAUGAUUUUCACAUUAGCUGCAUAUGCUGUUGCAAAGGGAUUAACACAACAUGAUGGGACUACAUUAACUGCAGUUUUGAAUGGCUGCCAAUGUAUUGGUCGACCAGUAAUGGGGCUUCUCGGUGAUAGAUUUGGUAGAUGUAAUGUUACUGUGACUUUAACAUUUUUAUUAUGUGUAUACAUGUUUGCAUUUUGGAUUCCAGCUCAUACAUUUCUUCAAUUACUGUUUUUUUCUAUCAUGGUUGGAUCAUGUGUUGGUGUAGCCAAUGUUAUGAAUACAGUUUUGAUUGCAGAUAUGUGUGGACCGACAGAUUUUUUAGCUGGUUGGGGGUUUGUUAAUUAUUCAGGUGCACCUGUUUUAUUAGUAGUGGAAGUUAUUGCUCAAGCAUUAGUGGAUACUAAAAAUAUUAAUAAUCCAUAUUUACAUACACAAAUCUUUUCAGGAUGUUGUUUUACUACUGCAUUAAUAUUAAUAUUGUUUUUAAGGGAAUAUGCUGUUCGAUUGAAAUUAAGAGAACGUCAAAUUGCAAAUGAUGCUAAAUUAAAAGAUCAUUUUUCAUCUGGUACAGGUUUAUCAAGUGAAAAAGAUGAUGAUGAAGAAGAAGGAGGAGAAGGAAACACAGGAGUUGGGUAUGACCAGAUAAGCGAAAGAAUGAAUGAUAAAGUGGAAACUAUAAAACACAAUGCUUACGACGAAGAUGAUGAUAAUGAUGCUGCUUCUCAAUUGUUACAAGAAAGGAGAGCUAAAUAUGAUUUAUUGUUGGGGCCUGGAAUAAAACAAUAUUUUAUGAGGAUGACAUAUCCUAUGAAAAUUUAA
This is a messenger RNA of Naumovozyma dairenensis CBS 421, 2148 nucleotides long. RefSeq names its product Esbp6p (gene ESBP6). Bases 1 to 2148 code for a protein of 715 amino acids. Gene Ontology annotation, molecular function: transmembrane transporter activity. Gene Ontology annotation, biological process: transmembrane transport. Lineage: Eukaryota; Fungi; Ascomycota; Saccharomycetes; Saccharomycetales; Saccharomycetaceae. The record is from RefSeq and is a predicted model, not a curated record. The transcript has a single exon.